AUGAUGGGAGGAUACCGCUGCAUCUGCCCGGCUGGAUUUCGAGGCUACGACUGCCAGCUUCCACUUUCCCUCUGCCUCAGGUCUUCACUCGUCAUCGGCGCAAAGAACUCCUCGCGACACCAUUCGCCGUCGUCCAGCCUCGGGUUGUCAGUCUCAGCAACAGGUGCCUCGUCCCAUCUUGCCUCGCCAUGCGCCAACGGCGGCGUCUGCCGUGACCAAGCAGACAGGUUCGUCUGCAUGUGCCCGUCCGGUUGGCGUGGUACCACCUGCGAGGAGAAUGUGAAUGAAUGCGCGGAGGCCGGUAGAGCAUUGGCUCGUUCGCUUAAAUCGGCCACUUUCUUGGCGUCACCGUCGGAAUCGGCAAUUCGGAAACGGUCAGCAAUGGCUCUUUCCUACAGAAAGCCAUCUUCUACUGCGAUAAAACACGACCUCAACCGUCCGGCUCGGGACUCAGUUGCUGAUGCGGUCAGGACCAGUCUCCGGCCCGACGACAGGUACCGCAGAGGACUCGAGCACGAGGUGCCCUACCAACGGAAAGACGCCAGUUUUGUCGAGCCGUUGUGUAGGAACGGAGCAGCCUGCCGUGAUCUGCCCGGGAGUUACGAGUGCCUCUGUCUGCCCGGAUUUGUGGGGCGACAUUGCGAAAUUACGCAAGAUCGGUCCGUUGUACAUUCGACUCCGGAUGGAGGCGACAGCCCCACGCCUCCAACUGGCCUGAAGAAGCAAUUGGAGCCCUCGUGGAGGCGGACAAAGUCGAGGAGUGGGCCAGAAAAAGAUGCGAAUAUUGCAGGAAUUCCCAGCCUUUCGGCUCAAGCCAGCUCGAGUCCCCAGAACACCAGUCUGCGGGUACAUACUGAGCUUUUAUUCAAAUAUUUCUGA
Molecule: messenger RNA, 879 nt
Organism: Protopolystoma xenopodis
Lineage: Eukaryota; Metazoa; Platyhelminthes; Monogenea; Polystomatidea; Polystomatidae
Source: the annotation of a GenBank genome assembly